AUGAGUGAAACAGCAUCAGCAAAGGUGUUCAACACAACGUUCAAAAAAGCUUUGAAAUGUGUUCCAGACGUGAAGUUUAAUACAAUCGAUAACUCUGUCUUCUCAAGACACAUUAUAGAAAACCCAUCGACCAUUGUUGGCCAUGGAUUUUCUUUUGGGUUGUCUUCCUUCAACAACUACCCCGUCUUCCCAACAGGUGACAAACAAGGUGAACCAAACAGCGACUAUAUUGGCAUAUUGAGGUUUAAGAAUGCAACGUGUUUAGUAGUUUGCGACGGGUGCGGGUGGAAUAAGGAUAGUGCGAGAGCUUCAAAACUAGCGGUUGAGACUAUUCUCUCACUUUCAGUUGAAAUUUUACCAAAGGCAGAUACACUCAGAAACGCUGCGAAAGGUAUAGUCAACAUGAUGUCAUGUGCUCACGAUAAAAUAGUUGCUGGUAACUUAAUUCGAGUGGCUAAUGGCACAACAACGAUCUUAGUCGCGUUUACCGUGUGUACCAAAAAGCAUCCACAGACCAUAUUUGUAUCAGUCGGUGACUGUGAAGCUUUCAUCUACCAACACGACACAAACAAAACAAUUCCAAUUAAUAAAAAGUGGCAACGACCACUUGAGAAAGUGCAGGACUCCCUUGGGUGCAUCGGGUGCACUGCAAAUGGACUUCCGGAUUUGAAGACGCACUCGAUCAAAGUGUUUAAGACGAAGGUACAAGAUGUUGUGAUAGUGACCACUGAUGGGAUGUCGGACAACAUCUCAAUGAAUAACAAUUAUAGUAAAAAAGUGUUAGAUGAGAUCAUUACAGAGAAAAUGAAGAAGUCGUCCUCCCUCAUCAACUUCAUAGAACAAAUGAAUGACUUUGUCAUCACUUCUACGGCCGAUUUAAAGAGUUUCCAUGUGAACAACCCGACUAAAAAACGAGAGGUCGGGAUGUUUCAAGGCAAAUUGGAUCACACGACUAUUGGGACGUAUAUGGUUGAUACGGAAUAUAUCGACAUAGGAAUUGUAGACAAUUUCCACUCCUAUGAAAUAGAGGAUACGUAUACUCCACAUUCUUUACGACAGACUCGGUCGUUAUCGCUUGGUUCAAAAGACUUGGUUAAUCAUCUCACAUUAAGUGAAAAGGACCAACGAAAUUCUUCCGAAAAGGAGUUCUCAUCUUUUGAGCCUUUUUCUGUCUCACAAAAGAUCGAAUACUCACGCCCUGUUUACACACCAAUUUUUAAAAACAAAGGAGGCGCUAUAAGUCCACCACAACUCGAUAGGUUAUCACCUCUAACUAUUUCUCCUCCUCAGUCUCAACCGGAAAAAAAGGUCGAAAAGAAAGCUGAAAUCGUCUUUAGAUUUAGUCCUUCACCAACUCAUCAACCCCCGAAGGAAAGUUUCUUUGUGAAAUUUGCCCAAAAAUGA
Molecule: messenger RNA, 1404 nt
Organism: Entamoeba invadens IP1
Lineage: Eukaryota; Evosea; Mastigamoebida; Endamoebidae
Exons: 3
Coding region: 1-1404 (467 amino acids)
Source: RefSeq, a predicted model, not a curated record